AUGGGCCUCGACGAAUUCUUCACCAAAGCAGUUCGCGACAGGAAAUUCCAAGCAGCAGCCCUCGAAGUGGCAAGCACAUGCGCCUCUGCAGCGCCCGUCAUCAAGAUCGUCCAGGCUGCGAAUAAGAUCUCCAAGGUCGGAGACGUUAUCCAACAUGCUAACGACUUUCUCUCUAGCGCGUCGCAGACCAUCAAGGGCGCGCAGAGCAUUCUGCCGCAGAUGCACAUCAUGGGCCAGUCGUUAGUUGAUAGUACGAGAUUGUUUCAUCAGUUCAGUAUCGUCGCUACGACGUUGGGUAUGGGCGCGAAUGUCAUCCAGACGUAUCAGGGCGUUCAGGCCUUGAACCUCAUCGCGACCAAGCUUGGCGAGAUUUCGACGAGUCUUGAGGCUCAGGCGGCGCUUACGGCUCAACGAGACUUUCCGCAGUAUGUUUUCGAUAUGAUUCGAGAACGAUUAAGUCAAACGAGUGUCGAUACCGAACGCGAUCACUGGUUCUUUCUCUAUCAUCCCGAUACUGAUUGGUAUCCCAAGUUCUUCCAUCUCGUCGAGGAGAAACCACUAAGUCCUCGGUUCUGCGGCUAUACCAAUCAGCUCGACACUGUUUUCAUGUUCAUGCUCGCAGCCCGGGAGCGCAUCACGAAGCGAGAAAUGUCAAAAGCACGACGAAAGCAGUUCUGCCGACCUGUCCAGCUUCAUCUCAUCGUACCCGCCUACCAAACCAUUCUCAUUCCCGAGCCAAUAUUAAUCCCCGACGAGAUUGGCGACUUUGUCAUCGAAGGACGGAUCAACAGCAACAGACCCUUCGUAUGGCUCAAUCUCCCCGACGAGCAACAACACUAUACCUUUGAUGUCGGGAUGUGGAGUCCCCCACCACCAGGAAUAUGGGAAAAGACUCUAGCCUGGAUGGGUCUGUCAGAAAAGCCCAAGAUCUCAGAUACACCACGACUUCUCGGUGUCGGAGAGAAGAUUGAGAUGAUUGAGGAUGAGAAGAGAGAGAUGACUAUCCAGACUAUUGAAGAAGAUGGCUCUAUGGAAGUUGUCAAGAGAGCUGCUACCGAGUCAACUCUCGAUCUGGCAGCAGUGAAUAAGCAUCGAUCUACGCCAUUGCAUGAAGGCCGACGACGUCGACGAUCACGAAGAACAGAGUCUGUUGCAUGA
Messenger RNA from Fusarium proliferatum ET1, 1158 nucleotides. RefSeq lists its product as uncharacterized. Bases 1 to 1158 code for a protein of 385 amino acids. The record is from RefSeq and is a predicted model, not a curated record. Lineage: Eukaryota; Fungi; Ascomycota; Sordariomycetes; Hypocreales; Nectriaceae. The transcript has a single exon.